Rotaria sordida is the source of this 633-nucleotide messenger RNA. The record is from the annotation of a GenBank genome assembly. Lineage: Eukaryota; Metazoa; Rotifera; Eurotatoria; Philodinida; Philodinidae.
AUGAUCCAUGGUAUGAUACACUAUGAGCCACAAUUAAUUUCAAAUUUACAAUAUUAUCGCCAAGCUAUAAUUGAUGCAUUCAAACGUAAUUAUCCAGAAAAACUAUUUUAUUUUAAUGAAAGUAUUUUUAGUCGCAAAUUAUUAUUAAAUCAAGGAAUACACGUGGGAAAACAAGUGUCUUCUACAAAUUAUGUUGACGAGAUGAAACAUUUGAACUUAACUACAAAAAGAAAAUUCUUGUAUCAUGAUGAAUUAGCCAUCAAACAUACCAAAUAUAAAACUUUAUCAUCCACAAAAUCUCAUAAAUUCGUCGAUUGUUGUGUUUCAUUUGUAUUUGGACGACAAAUUAAAUUAGGACUUAUUAGAGCAAUUGUAACCGAUCCAAAUGAUAAUGAAAAAAUAUUUGUUUUAUUGGAAGAUCUUAUUGAUGAACUCGCAAGACAUCAUUUAUUACAAUUUAAAACGAAUAAUACAACAUUUUUAACAAUUCCGAAUAUUUAUAUUCGAAAACGUUCUUCGUGGCUUAUUCUUAGAUCGUCAUCGCAUAUUUUACAUAAACAUUCGUACAGAUUUCUUAAUGAUGAAGAAACUAUUAAAAUAAUCGAAUAUUCAAAUCUUAAAGGGAGCAGUUGA